Messenger RNA from Ochlerotatus camptorhynchus, 825 nucleotides. RefSeq lists its product as uncharacterized. The record is from RefSeq and is a predicted model, not a curated record. The coding region runs from base 144 to 740 and encodes 198 amino acids. The transcript has a single exon. Lineage: Eukaryota; Metazoa; Arthropoda; Insecta; Diptera; Culicidae.
GUGGUUAAACCACAGAAAACAAUAAUCUAAAGAAUCGAAGUAGCCUUUGUUGACUGGAAACGGCGUAGUUUUUCUCAUUCCCUUUCGAUCCAUCAUUCAGACCAGUUCGCUUUUUUUCGAAGUCAGGAAGCAACCGUUCCAAGAUGUUCAGAAUUCUCAGUGAAGCAGCUAAAGGAAUCUCGGCAGUGAAAAAUCUGGAAGCGGCUGGGAAGCUGGCAAAGACUCGUCCGUUUUCGUCGUCAUCAUCGAGCAAGGGCCAUGGAUUGACCGAUUUCAGUAACAAGAAAGACUGCCAGCAGAAGGCCUGUACGGAACGAUCUACCCAGAUGCCACCGAAGGAGGAACCCCGAUCCAGUUGCGACAAACCGGUAAGCCCGAAAACUUGGCGUACCUGCCCGGAACCACCGAAGCCAAAAGAGUUCUCCUGCGACGACACCCUCCAGCAGAAGGUUUCACGGCGUAAGAAGCGACAGGUCACGUCCAGACCGUCCUGUUCCAAGCCAGCUCCCAGCUUGGAAGCGCCAGAAUGUGUCAAAAUUAAGAAAGAACUUUGCCCACGAACAUCGGUUCCCGGCUGCGCAAAGGCGAAAAUUCCACCCCGCUGCGAUCCGAAGAAAGUGGUUCGCGAUUGUAUCAAACUGAAUCCACCGAUGCCGUCCUUUGCCGACUGCUACAAGAACCCAUUCCCGUCGCAACCUCGUUCGGAGUGCAACUGCCUGACGACACCUAAAAUUUGCUAGUAUUUUUUCCCCCGAGCAGAAUGGCUGCCAAGAUGAUAUUUUUUUUUUGGUCUGAAAUAAAAGAAAACCAUUUUCCUUAAACGAA